Pieris brassicae (large cabbage white) is the source of this 2610-nucleotide messenger RNA. RefSeq names its product PC4 and SFRS1-interacting protein (gene Jasper). Gene Ontology annotation, cellular component: nucleus. Gene Ontology annotation, biological process: regulation of transcription by RNA polymerase II. The transcript has 16 exons. The coding region runs from base 133 to 2163 and encodes 676 amino acids. Gene Ontology annotation, molecular function: double-stranded DNA binding; transcription coregulator activity. The record is from RefSeq and is a predicted model, not a curated record. Lineage: Eukaryota; Metazoa; Arthropoda; Insecta; Lepidoptera; Pieridae.
GCCAUGUUUAUAUCAUUGCAUUUUGGAUUUCUUUCCGCCACUUUGUAACCGCGGUGGGAAUUAUAUAUUCUAGAGUGAGUGUAACGCUGUGGCUGUUUAAAAUUUGUGAAUACAUAUCAAUUUUGAUUAGCAAUGAAGAUGGGGAAAAAAGUUAGAGAAUAUAAAGCGGGAGACUUUAUUUUCGCUAAAGUGAAAGGAUAUCCAGCAUGGCCUGCAAGAGUACAACGGCCAAAUGGAAAGAAAUACUUUGUGUAUUUUUAUGGGACGGCUGAAACAGCGAAUCUACCACCAAAUAUGAUUUUCGAUUACGCCGAGAAUAAAGAUAAAUUUUUAACUAAAACAGUUAAACGGCGAGAUUUUAAUGAUGGCGUUAAACAGAUCGAAUAUGACUUCGCUAAUAAUGUUCCGCUGGAGCAGGUUGUUGGUUCAUCUGCGGCUGAACCAACAAACAAUGAAACGCAUGAAGAUGACUCGGCCCUUGACACAACGGCUGAUGACACGGUGGCGGAUGAGUCGACGCUUAAUAUGACACAGAAUGACACUUUAGCUGACGAAUCGGACGUUGGAUUAGUUAUUGACGAAAUUAAGGUGAAAGGUAAAAAGUCGAUAAAAUCAGCAAAGGAAACGCCGAAGAAGGAAGUAAAAACACCGAAAGCGAAGAAGAACGAGGAAGAAGAGAAGAAGGACGAGGAGGUUGUUAGUAGAAGCGGAAGGAAGAUCAGGCCUAAGAGAUACAUAGACGAACACACAGAGGAGAACACGGCGUUGCAAUCCCCAGUUGUGAAGAAGAAGCGCGCGCCUUCACCGGCUCUGGAAAAGGAGGCGAAGAACGAGGUGUUGAAAAACUUUAAUGUUACCUCACAGUCAGAGCUUGAAGAACUAAAAGAACCCUUUAAUACUGACGGGACCAAUAAGGAGAACAUACUGAUUGCAUAUGUGCCUUCGGGACAGUAUGUUGGUAUCAAGCUGUUCCAUGCAAGGCCAACCAACUUCAAAAAUGAGAGUUCUAAGCUGAAAUGGGACAAGCAACAGGCGGUGAAUGCCAUCACGCUGAAAUUGCAAUUAGAGCGUGGUCAGAUAACGGCCCAAUCUGUGGCUGCACAGCUUAUUAUGGAGUUACAUUUGAACGAUGAAGAGAAGGAGCUCUUGGACAAGGAAAGGGAGCUUGAUGAAAAGAAAUCACGACUGCAAUUCCUGAAGACGGAAGUGAAAAUGAUGGAAUUGGACGCGAAAAUCAAAACUUGCCUUUGUUUAGAGAAGGCGGACACUGAAAUGUGUCUGAAGUUGUUGGACGAGUUGAUAGAACUGGAAACCAAGCCCCUCAUGCUGCUCAAGCACCCCGCGUGCCUGGAGACCGUGAAACGCAUGCGCGCGUACGUGGGCAACACGGCCUCGUGGGGCCUUAGCGAGGCGGAGGCCUUCCGCUUCAGCAAACACGCGCAUCGAAUACGGAAGCAGGCGGACGUCAUCUACAAUAACAUGAAGAGACUCUUCUCGACCCCCGAAGGUCUCUCCUUCUUCGAGUACUUCACCGAAAGAGCGGCGCUCUUCAAACAGAUCACCGGCAAAAUGUCCCAAGAGGCCGUCAUGGAGAUGGUCCACGAACCCAUAGAAAUGUCACAGCCGACAUCUCACACUAUGAAGUCAGCCGUUCAAUCGGCGAAUGACAUCACCAGCUCAGUAGACGGUCAGGCGAAGCAGACCGGAAAAGCCAAGAAGAUUGCGAACACACUGACUAAGACGCCGAUGAAGAAGAAUGCGAAGAAGCAAGAGCAGAAGACGCCAGAGGAGAAGAAAGCCGAGGAGGAUGAAAAUGAAGCUGAGAAAGAAGAGGAGAGCGAGAAGGAAGAGACAAAAGCGGAGGAUGAGAACGCAAAAGACGAGGAAGAAGAGAACAAAGACGUAGAAAGCACGGAGAAAGAAGACACUUCGAUUGGCACAAAAACGGAGGCCAAUGAAGAAAUUAUAGACUUAGAUAAGGAGACAGCAGACACGGCAGAGAAGGAUAAAGAAGAGAAAGUGGAAAAGAGAAAAUUGAGCACAGAUUCGAAAUCGAGUUUAGAAGAAAAGGAAGAGGAGCCCAAAGCUAAGAGAACGAGAGAGAGCAAGAAGACUGAUCAACCACCUCCGAAAUCUCCUGGGAAAAGAAAAUCAAAAGCUUGAAUCUUGAAUAAUUAUUUCACUAUCACUCAGAGUCGAUCAAUAAUGUUAACGAUUACUUAAGUUUACAUUUAAUUGAGCAUAUGAAGACUAUAAUGAACGACUUUGAGUCUAAUUAAGUAUAUAAAGUAAUAUUAUAGUAUUGUAAUAUAAUAAAGCGUUCCAUUUACGGAUCGUUAUUCUAACGGAUUGGUUUAUAAACUAAUUUUAAAUAUUCCAUUAUAAUGACACUAGUGUUAAGUGUCUUAUGUGGGUUUCACUUGGAUUUCAAAAAUAUUCAUAUUAAGAAUAUCCUUUUUAAUUAAAUUAAAUAUAAAUGACUCCGAAGGGAAUAACAUAUAAUAUUAUUAUGUUUUACAAUUCACAUUUAAGUGACUUUCCUGUACAUUAGAGCAUUAAGUACCAUAGUACAUAAAUCAUGUAAUUGGUGAAGUUAUAUUAAUAAAGAUA